AAGCAAAACGUCGUCACUCCUUCGCCUCUUCUUUCAGCUGUCGUCUCCCUAUUCCCUUUUCAACGACUGCGACUGCAAUUGCGACUACGCAUAAGACCGAUUCGACAGAGCCGGCUUCGACCGACCAAACAGAACAACUGCAGCAUCCGACCCGAACCCCCAAAAGCUCCGGUCACAAUCUUCUUCCGACGACCACCUUUUUGGCUCUGAGCAUUCCUCGACACCGCCGUCCGGACCUGCAUUGUUUCUGCUUGUCCCCCCCACUGCCGCCGCCGCGGCGAAUAGACCGCCGGACACUCUCACUUGGCUGUACAACUAGUCCGCCCCGUCCAGCAUUUGUUGCAUCUCCGCACAGAGCCGAAUCGCACUGCUUGUGCUUUAUUUUACAUAGCCUUGUCUUUCCCUUCCCUAAACGGAUCCCUCUCUUCUCAUUCUCAACUGCGACGUGUGGGGAACCCAAUAAGGUCGACGGAAAUCCAGACGGGGAAAAGAGAAACAAGAGACAGAGACAUCCACUCUCGCUCGACCUGCAUCGGCCCCCUCCCCCCCCCCUCACCACCCAACGGCGUACCCGACUGCCAUCGCCACCAGCGGCCUCCAACAAGACGACAACCGCCUUGGCUUCGGACGCAUUCUUCGUAUCCCAUCACGAUCCGAAAGAAAGUCAAUCCUCAGCUCGUCACUCAUGACGCCCGUGCUCCCGUCACUAUAAACCCUUUCGGAGACGCUCCGCUCCAUUCUCAACUGUCUAUCCCUCAAUCUCAGCUGGCUUCGCACAACCCUUCGUCGAUAUGGAGGCGACUUCAAGAUACAGGGACCCCGCCGGGCUCCCAAGCAUCCUUAUAGAUUCUUCGAACCCUAGGACAUCGGACCGGUCGGAUCCUUUCAACAUGUAUUCCUCCUCAGUCGCCCUCUCUAUUCCUGGUUCGGACAGAAUCACCAACGCUGCCCCUCCACCUCUACCUCCACCUCCAUUCCCGUUUGGUCAAGGUUCCAUGCAUCAUUCUCAUGAACCCAGGCAAUAUCACCGUGAUCCCUCGUCCUACAGCCCUAGGGAACACACCUACCACGACAGCAUAGGAAGCUUGGAUGACAGGCCGGAUUACAAAAGAGCCGCCUACAGGCAUGAGAGAGAUGAAGGAUAUGCCAGCAUGGGCUCGGCUUCGGCCUCGACGAGAUCCGAAUGCUCUCUACCGAGCAUCUCGGCCGGCUUUGGCUCACACCAUGACAGGUUCCAAUUCAAGUCCAGCGCUGAUGCACUCACCGAUAUGAAGAAGAAGUUGGACCCGUCCAAAACGUUCGACAACAAGCCGGCCAUCUCCCUUCUGAGCGCCUCGAGCGCUUCCGCCCUUGACCCCUUGAGGAGAUUGUCUGGUGACCAACGCAUGCCUCCGCAUCUUGGGCAUGCGACCUUGCCCCUGCACCUGAAAACGUCCAACCUGGCGGAAUCGCCCGACAGAUUCACCCAGACACCACUUUCGGCUUUGUCGCCAUCCCCAGGAAGCUUCCAUCUGGGGCAUGAUCAUAGACCGCCGCGCUCCAUCUCGGACCUGGACCGGUCGCCGCCCAUGCGUUCGAGAAGGAACAACAGCGACGACGCAUCUUCGUACGGAUACGACGCGGAGGACAUGGAAAUCGAAGAGACGAACUCAAUGAAGAGGUUGCGUAUCGAGGAUCCCAUGCGAGCCCACUACGACGGUGUUGGAACGAAGCGGCGUGCCUCCGCCGACCCGGAUGAUAGCGUUCCCCUUGGUUUCACAACCCAAGGCGACUUGCUGCGUCGCCGUGAUGGAAACCAGAGGGCCUCCCCGACGCCUCGUCUGAGCGUCAUCCCCCAGGGCUCUGUUUCUUCCAUCUCUUCGGGAGGGCGCGCAGGCUCGUACAGCUCCAACCUGUCCCUGCUAACCGGCAGCAUUGCCAGCAUCAGUCCGUCCUACGGCCGAGUGUCUCCCGGCGGUCUUUCCCCAGGAGGCAUCUCGCCCGGCGGCACCGAUCCCAGUUGCAGUUCGCCGUACAGCGCAACCAUGUCUUUGAACCCUUCGCCACGCGGUUCUCUUUCUCGCGCACCCCACCAGCGGACCAUUAGCGAAAGCCGGCCUCUCGCUUCCCCACGCAAACUUGCCGAGGUCAGCAAGCCCGUCGGCACCAAGAUCUCGGGUUUCUUCAUGUGCGAUUGCUGUCCCAAGAAACCCAAGAAAUUUGAGACGGCCGAGGAGCUAGCGGCCCACGAGGCAGAGAAGCAAUAUGAAUGCUCGUUCUGCGGCAACAGGUUCAAGAACAAGAACGAGGCGGAGCGCCAUCAGAACAGUCUUCACGUUCGCAGACACAGCUGGAGCUGUUCGGCUCUGAGCCACUACGACCGAGCGUUCCACGACAGCACCAACCGGCCCGGCGAGGCAGACACUUGUGGCUACUGUGGCGAGGAGUUUACCCGGAACGGUCGAGGCCCCGGUGCUUCGGCGCCGCGUCAUGCCACGGAUCAAGACUGGGAGGAGCGCAUCCGUCACCUCCAGGAAGUGCACAAGUUUCGGGAGUGCAACAGCAGCAAGAAGUUCUUCCGCGCGGACCAUUUCCGACAGCAUCUCAAGCACAGUCACGCUGGAACGAGCGGCAAGUGGACAAACAUGCUGGAGAACGCCUGCAUGUUGGACGAGGACCCGACCCCGCGGUGAAGGGCCGAACAAUGCCCGACCCGAAGUCAACAAACCCGAUCGUCUUUUCGGGCUCAUGUUGGUGGAACAGAUGGCGGGGACGCAUAUGCUGAGUGGUUUUAAUUUCGGUUCUUCUUAGAUGGAGAUGGAAGGAAAUACCCGCCCACCGCUCUGGUUAGGUAGCUCCUCACCAGCGAGCGCCGUGGGCAUGUCAAAAAAUCCAAAAGCAACUUAACCGAGCGUAUGGAUAGCAUUUACGGGGGACACGCAGGCUUGGUCUUUUGAUAGUGCCCCGUAUUUGGAGCCUUUGGUUUGUUUUUUUGUUUUUUUGUUUUUUUGUUUUUGGAGUACGGAUGGUUGCAAACGGGAGCUUUUAGGCAACCGGGAUACAUAGUGAUGCAUGUUGUCAGUUGCGCGCGCAUUUCUUGUUGAAGUGGGGAGCUAUACCAGGUAUUGUUAGGCUAGAGAAGGGGGAUGGAGCGGGAAGUUGAAGCGAUACGAUGACAUGAAAGCAUUAGAGGAGAAACAGUACGAUGGAUCCGUGGUGAGCCGGCUGGGCUGGCUAGUGAUGCUUUUUCGUAAAGGGUUCGGAACACACGGGCUGGGCGGGAGCGAAGAAAAAGACUUGGAGCACCAAGUCAUAAACACAACAAAACCGAGAUGAUGGAAGCCAUCUGAAUAAUACAAGAAUUCCAGGCGAAGAC
Colletotrichum destructivum is the source of this 3355-nucleotide messenger RNA. RefSeq names its product Putative Zinc finger C2H2-type. The transcript is spliced from 3 exons. The record is from RefSeq and is a predicted model, not a curated record. Bases 792 to 2672 code for a protein of 626 amino acids. Lineage: Eukaryota; Fungi; Ascomycota; Sordariomycetes; Glomerellales; Glomerellaceae.